UGGUGUCAAUCACGAUGUGAAUUCUAACCUGUAAGUGCCGGAUAAUUCCGGAGUUGAAUUGGCUGGAGAAUAUUUUGGAAAUCGAUUUUUGAUAAUGUCAGGGCAAUCAAGAAAAUUACUCGAUGCUCUGACGUCGAGAAUCAAUCGAUCUCCAUUGCUGACGAGUGUUGUGGAAGGCGCAACAGAAAAAGCUCAACAUCUUCAGAAUAAAGCCACCGAAAAAUAUGACACUUUAGUGAAGCAAGUCCAUGGUAACACGACCACAAUAAUCCAGGACUUCCAUAAAGCCGCCCUCCAGCCUUCCACCCCGAUUCCAGUGAAAUUAGUAAACUGGUGGAAAUGGUAUCAACAGCUGACAGGUCUCGAGGACGUGGAAUUGGCGAAGAGACAGGUAAUAGCAGUUCAGGAUAAAUUAUUCCAGUGUCAGGAUCAGCGCAGGGAUCUCAUGAACCAGACACGAAUGGUGGCGGAAAAAUUGAAAGAUAUAUAUGGGGAACUCAUCCAGACUAAGCGAGAGGAUUCAAAGUACGUUCAGUUGACGAUAAUGGAAAAUAAAGGACUGCAAGAACAGGGCCGUCUCAUGGGACAAUUACGAUUGUUGGAGAAUGAAGAGAGAGAUCACUUUACACAAUUGGCCACUGCCAUCAAAGAGUAUCAUGACAGCCAGUCCAUGAAUGCCCAGAAAUACAGAUAUCUAUCGAUUCUUGCUUCUGCUGGAAUAGCUGUCUUGUCCCUUGGGGGAUCGAUGAUUUAUAAUAAUCGAAGGAUAGCUGAUGUUCGGCAUGUGAUCGCAACGGGCCAGACGAAAAAUGAAACAUUGUUUCGAGAAUACUUCAAUUCUUUAGAAAAAAGUAUCAAUAAACAACAGGGGUUUUUCACCUCUUGGAGAAAUCAAUCAGUUGCACCAGCACCUGUCGUCAACACUUCACCCCCUCAGCCUACUUCAAAAAUUGUAAAUGAUAGGGUCAUUGUUAUCGGAGCGAUAGUUUUUGUAUGCUAUGUUUUAGGGAGAAUCAGUUCAUAGUUGUUGAUUUUUUCAUGGAAAUUUAUUAAUACUUGCCAGAUAUUGCAUUGUAAUAUAGAUAGAGUGAUAGAUUGGAGUGGAGACUUUGUAUAUUGUAAAAUAAAUUGACAUUUCCGAA
This is a messenger RNA of Fopius arisanus, 1142 nucleotides long. RefSeq lists its product as uncharacterized. Lineage: Eukaryota; Metazoa; Arthropoda; Insecta; Hymenoptera; Braconidae. Bases 95 to 1024 code for a protein of 309 amino acids. The record is from RefSeq and is a predicted model, not a curated record. The transcript is spliced from 2 exons.